Funneliformis caledonium is the source of this 279-nucleotide messenger RNA. NCBI's taxonomy places the organism in Eukaryota, Fungi, Glomeromycota, Glomeromycetes, Glomerales, Glomeraceae. The record is from the annotation of a GenBank genome assembly.
AUGGAACUUCCGAUAUAUGAUGGAAAUAUUCACCCAAAUGAAUGGUUAAAACAAGUUCAAGCAUACUGUUCUUUAAAUAAAAUUACAAAAGAUGAAGAAAUCCUUAAAUUUACAAUAAUAGUGAUUGAUUCUACAAUUAAAAUUCCUGAAAAGAUAACUUCUCUUGAUGAACUUAUUAACGCAUUAAAACAAGAUAUUUCAUACUCAAUCUUUAAUAAGAAAAUGGAAAAUGUUAAUUCAACAAGUGAAUUGAUUGAUGAAUUUGGAAAAUUUUUAUAG